AUGCAAACUCGACGUCGUCAUCAACAAACGGACCAGCAGGAAUUCAGCAGCAAUUACAGUGCCCCGCAAUUGCCACUGCAGCAGUCACUGCAACAGCCACAGCAGCAGCUGCAGCAGCAGACGCUAAUCCAACCGGGGCAGACCCAAUUAUUGUACGCAGCUCAGCAGCCCACGUUCGAGGCUGCUAUUAAUAUUGGCGACGCGCAAUCCAGUGCAGAAGCAGACGAUAAGUACGAGAAGGCCGCCCGCCAGUGGAAUUUGUUCAGUGGCAUCUCGUCACGGUCGGGCCAGGCGCUGCGCACGUUCAUACAGCAGCCACUGAGCGCCGCUGCGGCUGUUGUUACUGGCAAUCAUCCAAACCAAACACAAAACUCCGACAAUAAUAACAGCAGUUACGAUAAAGGCAUCUACAAUUUAGGAGCGCCUCAAACACAGGUAGAGCCUGACGAGUUUGACUUGGCAGAGGAGCAGGAAGUAUUUAUAAUGGCAGCACGAGAUCGUACGGGCGAGUUCGCCAAUGCGAUACGUUCGCUACAGUCACGGAACAUCUCACGAGCAGUUAAUAUACGGGAUCCACGCAAGGCCAAACAAGUGCAAAGCUAUUCCGAGUUCAUGAUGGUGGCCCGUUUCAUAGGCAAAAACAUUGCCAGCACAUAUGCCAAACUGGAGAAGCUGACCAUGCUGGCCAAAAAGAAGAGUCUGUUUGAUGAUAGACCGCAGGAGAUACAGGAGCUGACGUACAUCAUCAAAGGUGAUCUGAAUGCAUUGAACCAACAGAUCGCCAAACUACAGGACAUCUCUAAGGAUCAGCGACGCACCACAAACGGCAAGCAUCUGGUAUCACAUUCCUCAAACAUGGUGCUCGCCCUGCAAUCCAAGUUAGCCAGCAUGAGCACAGACUUCAAGCAGAUACUUGAAGUGCGCACCGAAAAUCUCAAGCAUCAGAAGACGCGACGCGAUCAUUUUAGCCAGGGACCAGGACCGCUGGCCGCACACACCGUUUCGCCUUCGACUGCCAAACAGGGCUCGCUGCUGCUUAGCGAGGAGAACCAAGCAGUUAGCAUAGAUAUGGGCGGCAGCGAUACGACGCCGCUGCUGGGACCGCCGGCGCGCCUGCAGCAACAGCAACAGCUGGCCAUUUACGACGAGUCCGACACGUAUGUGCAACAGCGUGCCGAGACCAUGCAGAACAUCGAGUCCACAAUUGUGGAACUGGGUGGCAUAUUCCAACAGCUGGCGCAUAUGGUUAAAGAGCAGGAGGAGAUUGUUGAACGCAUCGAUACGAAUGUGGCAGACGCGGAAUUAAAUAUUGAGGCAGCGCAUGGCGAGAUACUCAAAUAUUUUCAAUCCGUUUCAAAGAAUCGUUGGCUCAUGAUUAAGAUAUUCGGUGUAUUAAUAUUUUUCUUCCUGUUCUUUGUUGUUUUUAUGUCAUAAUUAAUGCUAAAUACCCCAAACCCUGCCCCGCUCGAUUCAAUUCUAAAUUAUUGUGAAUACAUGGCAUAUACACAUAUAUAUAUAUAAAUAUAUUUUUAUGGAAAUGGAGUUUAAAAUGUACAAAAGCAAAAUAUUGCAUUCUUGAUUCCAAUCCAAAACCGAACCGACUAAAGAGUAUAAAAUAAAGUUAUCAAGAUACGUACGAA
Messenger RNA from Drosophila novamexicana, 1640 nucleotides. It is a transcript of the gene Syx5, whose product is annotated as syntaxin-5. The record is from RefSeq and is a predicted model, not a curated record. The transcript is spliced from 2 exons. Lineage: Eukaryota; Metazoa; Arthropoda; Insecta; Diptera; Drosophilidae. Gene Ontology annotation, cellular component: endomembrane system; Golgi membrane; SNARE complex. Gene Ontology annotation, biological process: intracellular protein transport; vesicle fusion; endoplasmic reticulum to Golgi vesicle-mediated transport. The coding region runs from base 1 to 1434 and encodes 477 amino acids. Gene Ontology annotation, molecular function: SNAP receptor activity; SNARE binding.